This is a messenger RNA of Lucilia cuprina (Australian sheep blowfly), 787 nucleotides long. RefSeq lists its product as uncharacterized. Bases 309 to 692 code for a protein of 127 amino acids. The record is from RefSeq and is a predicted model, not a curated record. NCBI's taxonomy places the organism in Eukaryota, Metazoa, Arthropoda, Insecta, Diptera, Calliphoridae. The transcript is spliced from 2 exons.
UUCAAUCCCUAAUCUUUUAUCUAAAGAUUCGCCUUAAGUGUUUUAAAUGAGUAACGAAUUAAUUUUUCCCAAAAAAUUUCCCAAGUUUAACUACCUGGAAAAAGCAAAAUUUCAAAUGGGAAACUCACAUUUUAUUAGAAAAAACCCAUGAUCCUUCAAUGAAAUGUUUACAUACAUAUUUAGACCAUGCUAGCCAUUGAUAUUUGCUUUAUAAGAAGAAGUAUAUUUAUUUCAGAGCACAGUUCAAAAUUGACUAUAUUCAUAUUAGGUUGAGUCAAACUUACUUGCAGUGAAAAUUAUAAAAGAAAAUGUUUUUCAAAUAUUUCUACUCAUGGCUUGUGAUUCUAUUGAUAUUUUUCGUAUAUAAAACUGACGGAAGCAUCAUUCAUUUAUCAAAAGAUUCUAGAUUAUGGAAUAGUUUUCAGAUCAAACAAUGUCGUCAAAAAUGUUAUACAGAGAUUCUGCACGAAAAUUUUGUAAUUGGAAAUCCAUCAAAUUUCGAAAAAUGUCACAAAGUUCCAAAUUGUUUUAUGUGCUAUGAUUAUUGCCAGGCUCUCACGAAGGCUUCCAUGGAAUUGGGACAAUCAAUGUGUUCCGAUAUGUUUUACUGUUCUAAAGGAUGUCGCAUAGCAUGUCUUUAUCAUAAUAUCCAUACAUUUAAUGAAAUUAAAUAUAAAAUAUCAUAUACAUAAAUUAAAAACUCAAAAAUUAUAAAAAACGUUUUUAUCUUUUUAUAAAACAUACAUUAUUUUGAUAGCAAACAGUUACCUUGUUUUGUAUGGCAACA